GUUGAAGAUCAACGGUGUUUGCACACGUUGAAUUUACGAUGUGCUACGUUCCACAGAGUCGGGACUGUUCGUCCUGUUCCUCCAAGCCUUAAGUAAGGUCUUCAAUCGUCGCUGGAAAAUUCCCAGUUUCUAUACACUUUCAAUAUGGUGUUCAAAAGUAAACAUACACUAGAUGAGAAUAAUCAUCAUGUCACAUCUAUCUUCCGUAAGACGGGCGAUCACGCAGUCAUCGAUCAUAAAGCCGAUACCGACGAAGAGAUUCUCGGCUCUCUAGGCUACAAACAAGAAUUCAAAAGAGAAUUGUCAAUAUGGUCAUCUUUUGGAGUCUCGUUCUCGUGUCUAGGUCUUUUGCCAUCGAUUGCAUCGACUCUGGGUUAUAAUCUGGGGUAUAGUGGGCCGGCGGGUUCGGUAUGGGGAUGGCUUGUUGCGGGGAUUCUGAUACAGUUUGUCGCAUUUGCGAUGGCGGAAUUGUGUUCGAGUAUGCCGACGGCGGGGGGUCUGUACUAUGCUUCAGCUGUGUUGGCUCCGGAGGGUUAUGGACCUUUAUGUUCUUGGAUAACCGGAUGGUCAAACUUUGCGGGUGAAGUAACAGCACCGUGUGCGAUUAACUAUGCACUUGCGGCGAUGAUGUUGACAGCUGCUCAAAUCGUUCAUCCGGAUUAUGUCGUUCAAACUUGGCAUGUGUAUCUUUUGCUUUUGGCGUUGCUAGUCCUGCAAGGUCUUCUGGCUAUGAAUUCUACCAAGUUUGUUGGAGCAUUGAAUACGGUGGGAACUGUCACAAAUUUGAUUGUACUCUUGAUUUUUGUCAUUUGGUUCCCAGCGGGUUCGAUUAGCGAACCGAAGACAAAUCCGAGUAGUGUGGUGUGGACUUCUGAAGGUGUUGUUAACGGGACAGAGUGGCCUACUGGAUUUGCUUUUUUGAUGGGAUUUUUGUCUGUUAUUUGGACACUGGCUGGUUAUGAUGCGCCAUUUCAUUUGAGCGAGGAGUGCUCAAAUGCAAAUAUUGCUGGUCCGAGAGCUAUUGUCAUGACAGCUCAAUUAGGAUUGUGGCUUGGUUGGGCGAUUAUCUUGGUCAUUGCGUAUACUGUGAAGGAUAUCCAAGAUGUGGUUUCUGGAGAGUAUGGUCAACCUAUGGGAAGCUUAUGUCUCCAAGUCCUUGGUCCAAAAGCUGGACUUGCGAUGUUUUCACUUAACAUGGUCGCUCAAUUUUCUGUUGGACAAGGCGUCACAGUCGUCUCAUCCCGCGUUGUCUACGCCUACUCCCGCGACGGUGCCCUCCCCGGUUCCCACUGGCUCAAACAAGUAAACCCCCGCACCAAAACACCCGUCUACGCCGUUUGGUUUGUCCUCACUCUAGGUGCACUUCUCGGCCUCCUCAUGUUCGCUAGUCCGGUGGCUAUUGGGGCUGUCUUUAGCAUGGGUGCCAUUGCGCAAUACAUUGCUUUUGUAUUCCCUAUUGCGUUGAAAGUUUUCAGUGCGAAGGGGAGGUUCCGUCCUGGUCCCUGGAAUCUGGGCCGUUUCUCAACGCCCAUUGGUGUUGUGGCCGUUGGAUGGGUAUCUCUUAUCAUUCCAAUUCUCUGCUUCCCUUCAGUUACAGGCGCGGACUUGAAUGAUCUGAAUAUGAACUAUACUUGUUUAAUAUAUGGGGGCACGAUGACUUUGGCUAUGUGUUGGUAUGCGAUCAGUGCUCGGAAAUGGUUCAAGGGGCCAAAGAUCAAUGUGGAGCACUUGAUUCAUGGGGAUGGUUCUGGAGAUGGCUCUAGAAUUGGGGGGACGGGAAACACUGUGGUAGAAAAGGAGGGACAAACAGUGGGUGAAGAUGGAUCGGGUGAAACUGGAGAGAUGAGGAGUUAAGUGGUUAAGGAAGAGCUUCAGGGUAAAGAUGAUAAUGAUUAGGUAGAAUAUCUCGAAAGGCAUUCAAAUAGCGAAAUCUAGUCCAAAAAUCCCAGAACGAGAUGAAAAGACUAGAAGAUAAGGUUAUAGACCUCGUACAGAAAUCAAAAUCA
Botrytis cinerea B05.10 is the source of this 2006-nucleotide messenger RNA. RefSeq lists its product as hypothetical. Gene Ontology annotation, molecular function: transmembrane transporter activity. NCBI's taxonomy places the organism in Eukaryota, Fungi, Ascomycota, Leotiomycetes, Helotiales, Sclerotiniaceae. Gene Ontology annotation, cellular component: membrane. The transcript has 6 exons. Bases 145 to 1854 code for a protein of 569 amino acids. The record is from RefSeq and is a predicted model, not a curated record. Gene Ontology annotation, biological process: transmembrane transport.